UUCAAAGAAGAAGAAAACUCAACCCAUUUCCAAACUCUGGUGAGUGUGAAACAAGAAACAAAAAGAAGUGGGAAAUAAUUGCAGUAGGUACUUUGUUCUGUUAAUCCAAAAACCUAAACCCGUGACAAUCAAAGAAGAAUCAAGGAGAGACCAAAGAAAAUGGAUGGCAAUUUAAGUAGAAGCAUAAGUAGGUCAAGUUGGAGAAUGGAAGGAGUGUUUGGUAGUGGAAGGUAUUCUAGAAGAACUUCUAAUGUUGAUGAAGAUGAAGAAGCUCUUAAAUGGGCUGCAAUAGAGAAGUUACCUACUUAUGAUAGGCUAAGGACAAGUAUCCUUCAAACUUAUGCUGAAGAAUAUUAUGGAGAUGAAGCUCAUCCAAACAGAGUACAACAUAGGGAAGUCGAUGUUAGGAAGUUAGAUGUCAAUGAAAGACAACAAUUUAUAGACAAAAUAUUUAAGGUUGCUGAAGAAGACAAUGAAAAACAUUUGCUCAAGUUCAGAAACAGAAUUGAUAAGGUUGGUAUCAAACUCCCAACAGUAGAGGUGACGUUUAAAAAUGUGAGUGUUGAGGCUGAUUCAUAUGUUGGCAGCAGAGCUCUACCAACCUUACCAAACGUUGCAUUGAACAUGCUUGAAUCUGCUCUACGCGUUUUUGGUAUUACUACUGCUAAGAGAACAAAUCUCACUAUUCUUCAAAAUGUCUCUGGCAUUAUUAAACCUUCUAGGAUGACCCUUUUGCUAGGUCCCCCUUCAUCAGGGAAAACGACCCUUUUGCUAGCAUUGGCUGGAAAAUUGGACCCCGAUUUGAAAGUAGAAGGAGAAAUAUGUUACAACGGUUACAAGCUUAACGAAUUUGUCCCUAGAAAGACUUCAGCCUAUAUUAGCCAAAAUGAUGUACAUCUUGGAGAAAUGACUGUUAAAGAAACUUUGGAUUUCUCUGCUAGAUGCCAAGGAGUUGGGACACGAUAUGACCUAUUGGCCGAGCUUGGUCGAAGAGAAAAAAAUGCAGGCAUAUUUCCAGAGGCAGAACUUGACCUUUUCAUGAAGGCUACUGCAAUGGAAGGAACAGAAAGUAGUCUCAUUACUGACUAUACUCUCAAAAUAUUGGGGCUUGAUAUAUGCAGAGAUACCAUUGUUGGUGAUGAAAUGAGAAGAGGCAUUUCUGGUGGUCAAAAGAAGCGUGUAACAACUGGUGAGAUGAUUGUUGGGCCCACAAAAACAUUGUUUAUGGAUGAGAUAUCAACGGGGCUUGAUAGUUCCACAACAUAUCAGAUAGUGAAAUGUUUGCAACAAAUUGUACACCUCACUGAAGCAACCAUCUUCAUGUCUCUACUUCAACCUGCUCCUGAGACUUUCGAUCUUUUUGAUGAUAUUGUAUUGAUAUCAGAGGGUCAGAUAGUAUACCAGGGUCCACGUCACCAUGUCCUUCCAUUCUUUCAAUCCUGUGGAUUUAAAUGUCCUGACAGAAAAGGAACUGCAGAUUUCUUGCAAGAGGUUACUUCAAGGAAAGACCAAGAACAAUAUUGGGCAAACAGAGACAUACAAUACCGUUACAUAACAGUAACCGAAUUUGCAAACAAAUUCAAAGAAUUCCACAUAGGAACACAGCUUCAAAACGAAUUAUCUAUACCAUUUGACAAGUCAACAUCACACAGAGCAUCACUUGUUUUCAAGAAAUACACAGUUCCAACAAUGGGACUUCUAAAAGCAUGUUGGGACAAAGAAUGGCUUUUGAUUAAAAGAAACUCUUUUGUGUAUAUAUUCAAGACAGUUCAAAUAUGCAUUAUUGCUGUUAUAUCAGCAACAGUGUUCUUAAGAAGUGAAAUGCAUAGAAGGAAUGAGGAGGAUGCUGCUGUUUAUAUUGGUGCUAUUUUGUUUACUAUGAUCAUGAAUAUGUUUAAUGGUUUUUCUGAAUUACCACUCACAAUUGCAAGGCUUCCUGUGUUUUAUAAGCAUAGAGAUCACCUUUUUCAUCCUCCUUGGACUUAUACCUUACCCAAUUUUUUUCUAAGGAUACCUAUUUCCAUUUUUGAGGCUAUUGUUUGGGUUCUUAUUACAUAUUACACUAUUGGAUUUGCACCUGAAGCUAGCAGGUUCUUCAAGCACUUGUUGUUGGUGUUUCUUGUUCAACAAAUGGCAGCUGGUAUGUUUAGGGUGAUAUCUGGAGUUUGUAGGACAAUGAUCAUUUCCAACACUGGUGGAUCCCUCGUGCUCCUUCUGGUUUUCUUACUUGGAGGCUUCAUCCUUCCUAAACGUGACAUUCCAAAUUGGUGGGUGUGGGGCUAUUGGAUUUCUCCACUGUCAUAUGCUUUCAAUGCUUUUGCUGUGAAUGAAAUGCUUGCUCCAAGAUGGAGUAAACCGUCUUCAGAUGGUUCAACUUCAUUAGGUGUGGCCACAUUAAAUAACUUCGAUGUUUUUAAUGAUAAACAAUGGUAUUGGAUUGGUGCAUCAGCACUUCUGUGUUUCGCUAUUCUAUACAAUGUUCUCUUCACCUUUGCACUAAUGUACCUUAAUCCUGUUGGAAAGAAACAAGCAAUUAUAUCAGAAGAAAAAGCAAGUAAAAUGGAAGGUGAUGGAAAUAACACAAGUAAAUAUGAAAGUAGUGGAAUAAGAAGUGAUGAUCGAAUACUUGAAUCAGCCAAUGGAGUUGCACCAAAGAGAGGAAUGGUUCUUCCUUUUCGACCACUUGCAAUGUCUUUUGAUUGUGUUAAUUACUAUGUGGACAUGCCAGCAGAAAUGAAAGAGCAAGGAGUAACAAAUGAUAGGCUACAAUUGCUUAGGGAAGUAACUGGUGCUUUUAGGCCUGGAGUUCUAACUGCUUUAAUGGGAGUUAGUGGAGCUGGAAAGACAACUUUGAUGGAUGUUUUAGCUGGAAGGAAAACAGGUGGUUACAUUGAAGGAGAUUUUAGAAUCUCUGGUUUCCCUAAGAAUCAAGAAACUUUUGCAAGAAUUUCUGGAUACUGUGAACAAACUGAUAUCCAUUCACCACAAGUUACUGUCAGAGAAUCUGUCAUUUACUCAGCUUUCCUUAGAUUAUCUAGGGAAGUAAAUAAGGAGGAAAAAAUGAGAUUUGUGGAUGAGGUAAUGGAUUUGGUAGAGCUGAAUAAUUUGAGAGAUGCUAUAGUUGGACUUCCAGGUGUUACAGGGUUGUCAACUGAACAAAGAAAAAGGCUAACAAUAGCUGUUGAGCUUGUUGCUAAUCCUUCAAUCAUUUUCAUGGACGAACCUACUUCAGGUCUUGAUGCAAGAGCAGCAGCAAUUGUUAUGAGGACAGUGAGAAACACUGUUGACACUGGAAGAACAGUUGUCUGCACAAUUCAUCAACCUAGUAUUGAUAUCUUUGAAGCCUUUGAUGAGUUGCUUUUGUUGAAGAGAGGAGGGCAAGUGAUAUACUCAGGACCAUUGGGAAGAAAUUCACACAAGAUUAUAGAAUAUUUUGAGGAAAUUCCAGGGGUCUCAAAAAUUAAGGAUAAGUACAACCCUGCUACAUGGAUGUUAGAGGUAAGCUCUACAGCAUCUGAAGUUAGGCUUGGAAUGGACUUUGCCGAAUACUACAAAACAUCAUCAUUAUAUCAGAGAAACAAAGCUCUUGUAAGUGAGUUAAGUACAUCUCCUAUUGGAGCAAAAGAUCUAUACUUCACCACUCAGUUUUCUCAAUCCACUUGGGGACAAUUUAAAUCAUGUAUAUGGAAGCAGUGGUUGACAUAUUGGAGGAGUCCAGAUUACAAUCUUGUUAGAAUUUUCUUCACCUUGGCUGCAGCUCUCAUGGUGGGGACAGUAUUUUGGAGAGUUGGCAAGAAAAGGGACAGCUCAGCUGACUUGAACAUGAUUAUAGGAGCAUUGUAUGGUUCUGUAUUUUUUGUUGGUGUCAACAAUUGCCAAACUGUUCAACCUGUAGUAUCCGUUGAAAGAACUGUUUUCUAUAGAGAAAGAGCUGCUGGAAUGUAUUCUGCUUUACCUUAUGCUAUUGCUCAGGUUGUUUGUGAAAUACCGUAUGUGUUUUUUGAAACUAUAUGUUUCUCAUUCAUAGUGUAUUCUAUGGUGGGCUUUGAAUGGAAAGUAGAGAAGGUACUUUGGUUCUUCUUUGUGAGCUUCUUCUCCUUCUUGUACUUCACGUAUUAUGGGAUGAUGACAGUUUCCAUAACACCAAAUCACCAAGUAGCAUCAAUCUUUGGGGCAGCAUUCUAUGGACUCUUCAAUCUCUUUUCUGGUUUCUUUAUUCCAAGACCAAAAAUUCCUAAAUGGUGGGUUUGGUAUUAUUGGAUUUGUCCAAUGGCAUGGACAGUGUAUGGAUUAAUUGUGUCACAAUAUAGAGAUGUGACAAAAGGCAUAAAUGUGCCUGGAGAGUCUCAUGAAAUUCCAAUCAAUAAGUAUAUUGAAGAACAUUAUGGUUUCAAAAAUGAUUUCAUGGGGACAGUUGCUGCUGUUUUGAUUGCUUUCGCUGUAUUUUUUGCCUUUGUAUUUGCCUUCUGCAUCAAAGCACUGAACUUCCAAACUAGAUAAAGAGAAGAAAAAAAGUCAAAUGUUGAGAGUUUUACCAAUGAAAGUGUCUUAUAUGUAUGUGUAUAUAUAGCUAUUAGCUAAGGACAAUAUCUAUUCAUACUUGAUGAUAGAAACUUUGUUAUAAAGUUUUGAGUGCCAUUUGGUACAUUUAUGUAUGUCAUGUUCAUCAUUUAGUUUUUA
This is a messenger RNA of Cicer arietinum (chickpea), 4680 nucleotides long. Its product is annotated as ABC transporter G family member 36. Gene Ontology annotation, cellular component: membrane. Gene Ontology annotation, molecular function: ATP binding; ABC-type transporter activity; ATP hydrolysis activity. Lineage: Eukaryota; Viridiplantae; Streptophyta; Magnoliopsida; Fabales; Fabaceae. The record is from RefSeq and is a predicted model, not a curated record.